GCCCCGGUGCUCCCCGUAGCCCCCCGCUCCGCUCCCUUCCCUCUCAGCUUCUCCUGUCCCCGGGUCUGCCAUAGUCUCCCGGUCCCCCCGCCUCGGUUCCCCCGUAGCCUGGCCCCCCCGGUGCCCCGAUCGCUGCCACCAUGAGCGAGCUGAAGGACUGCCCGCUGCAGUUCCACGACUUCAAGUCGGUGGACCACGUGAAGGUGUGCCCCCGGUACACGGCCGUGCUCGCCCGCUCGGAGGACGAUGGCAUCGGCAUCGAAGAGCUGGACACGCUGCAGCUGGAGCUGGAGACGCUGCUCUCCUCCGCCAGCCGCCGCCUCCGCGUCCUGGAAGCUGAGACCCAGAUCCUGACGGACUGGCAGGACAAGAAGGGUGACCGGCGGUUCCUGAAGCUGAGCAAGGACCACGAUGUGGGCACCUCUGUCAAACACGGGAAGCCCAAGAAGCAGAAGCUGGAGGGCAAAGGGGGACACGGGACCGGGCCUGGCCCCGGCCGGCCCAAGUCCAAGAAUCUGCAGCCCAAGAUCCAGGAAUACGAGUUCCAGGAUGAUCCCAUUGAUGUACCCCGCAUUCCCAAAAAUGAUGCUCCAAACAGGUUCUGGGCAUCGGUGGAGCCGUACUGUGCUGAUCUCACCAACGAGGAGGUCAGAGUCCUGGAGGAGCUGCUUAAGCCGCCGGAGGAUGAGGCUGAGCAUUACAAGAUCCCACCUCUGGGGAAGCACUACUCGCAGCGCUGGGCCCAGGAGGACCUGCUGGAGGAGCAGAAGGACGGAGCCCGGGCGGCAGCUGCUGCUGACAAGAAGAAAGGCGUCCUGGGGCCACUGACUGAGUUGGACACCAAAGAUGUCGAUGCCCUGCUGAAGAAGUCGGAGGCCCAGCACGAGCAGCCGGAGGACGGCUGUCCCUUCGGACCCCUGACGCAGCGUCUCCUGCAGGCCCUGGUGGAGGAGAACAUCAUCUCCCCCGUCGAGGACUCCCCCAUCCCUGAGAUCGCCGGCAAGGACUCGGGAGCCGACGGUGCCGGCACGUCUCCCCGCAGCCAGAACAAGCCCUUCAGCGUCCCCCACACCAAGUCGCUGGAGGGGCGGAUCAAGGAGGAGCUGGUGGCCCAGGGCCUGCUGGAGUCAGAGGACCGGCCGGCCGAGGACUCGGAGGACGAGGUGCUGGCCGAGCUGCGCAAGAGGCAGGCGGAGCUGAAGGCCCUCAGCGCCCACAACCGUGCCAAGAAGCACGAGCUGCUGCGGCUGGCCAAGGAGGAGCUGCACCGGCAGGAGCUGCGGCAGCGCGUCCGCAUGGCCGACAACGAGGUGAUGGACGCCUUCCGCAAGAUCAUGGCCGCCCGGCAGAAGAAGCGGACGCCCACCAAGAAGGAGAAGGACCAGGCCUGGAAGACCCUGAAGGAGCGGGAGAGCAUCCUCAAGCUGCUGGAUGGGUAGGGGGGGCCGAGGAACCCAACCCCCCCCUUUCUGCCACGGACCUGGGCAGCCAGCCAUGGUGGCCGUGGCCCUGUCACCUGCAGGGUGGUGGCAUGCCAGCCCCCUCACACGCCUGGGUUACCCACCCGGGUGACAGUCCCAGCUGCUGUCCCCUCUCUGCGUGGGGCUGUCACCGACCCAGGCUGGACAUCCCACUGAGGAGCUGAGGUCCCUCCCAGGAACGUGUGUCCCCCCCCUCCCCGCCGUGGCCAGUGGCUUCCGCUCCUGUGCCCCCCCCUCGCUCCCCCUGUUAUUUUGGGAGGGUGACAUCAGCCAGGCCACCGCGGGGGGGUGCGGAUGUGGUGGCUGCUGCGGUGCGGCUCCCACGGUCCCCUGUCCCCUCCCUUCGGCCCCGGGGUGGGUGGGAAUCCCG
Messenger RNA from Calidris pugnax (ruff), 1851 nucleotides. RefSeq names its product transcriptional adaptor 3 (gene TADA3). The transcript has 8 exons. Gene Ontology annotation, molecular function: transcription coactivator activity. Gene Ontology annotation, biological process: regulation of transcription by RNA polymerase II. Lineage: Eukaryota; Metazoa; Chordata; Aves; Charadriiformes; Scolopacidae. Gene Ontology annotation, cellular component: SAGA complex. The record is from RefSeq and is a predicted model, not a curated record. Bases 141 to 1439 code for a protein of 432 amino acids.